AUGGCCAGUCCAAGGACGAGGAAGGUUCUUAAAGAAGUCAGGGUGCAGGAUGAGAAUCAGGUCUGCUUUGAGUGUGGCGCCUUCAGCCCUCAGUGGGUCAGUGUCACCUACGGCAUCUGGAUCUGUCUGGAGUGCUCCGGGAAACACCGCGGCCUGGGCGUGCACCUCAGCUUUGUGCGCUCAGUGACCAUGGACAAGUGGAAGGACAUUGAACUGGAGAAGAUGAAAGCUGGUGGAAACGCCAAAUUCCGGGAAUUCCUGGAGUCCCAAGAGGAUUAUGACCCCUGCUGGUCAAUGCAGGAGAAAUAUAACAGCAAGGCUGCAGCGCUUUUCCGGGACAAGGUGGCCACCCUGGCUGAAGGCAAAGAGUGGUCCCUGGAGUCAUCUCCUGCCCAGUCCUGGACCCCACCACAGCCCAAGACACCACUGCCCACUGCUCACCGAGCGGCUGGCCAGCCCCACAGUGUGACGGGCUCCUCUGACAAGGCUUUUGAGGACUGGCUGAACGAUGAUCUUGGGGCCUAUCAGGGGGCCCAAGAGAACCGCUAUGUGGGGUUUGGUAACACGGUGCCACCACCCAAGAGAGAUGAUGACUUCCUGAACAAUGCCAUGUCCUCCCUGUACUCGGGCUGGAGCAGCUUUACCACUGGGGCAAGCAGGUUCGCCUCCGCAGCGAAGGAGGGCGCCACGAAGUUUGGAUCUCAAGCGAGUCAAAAGUUUUGGGGCUCCAAGCAGCAGCCAGAGCCGGCUUCCGAGUUGGGUCACAGUCUGAAUGAGAAUGUUCUCAAGCCUGCCCAGGAGAAGGUGAAAGAGGGAAGGAUUUUGGAUGAUGUAUCCAGUGGGGUCUCUCAGCUGGCAUCCAAGGUUCAGGGGGUCGGCAGUAAAGGAUGGCGAGAUGUGACAACCUUCUUCUCUGGGAAAGCGGAGGAGCCCUGUGACAGACCCCCAGAGGGCAGCAGCUACCAGAACAGCAGUGGGGACCACGUCCAGGGCAGCACCGUCAACCAGGGCUUCUGGGAGACCUUCGGCAGUGCUGAUGCCCCCAGGGCCCACCAGUCCCCAAGCAGCAGCAGCUGGACAUGCGCAGACAACUCGACUGAGCGCAAGAGCUCGGACAGCUGGGAUGUCUGGGGCUCAGGCACCGGUUCCAACCACAGGAACAGCAAUAGCGAUGGCUGGGAGAACUGGGAGGCUGCCGGGGAGGGUGCUGGGGGAGAGGGCCGGCCCAGGGCCGGGCAGAAGGCCAUACCACCCCCUGCCCCUGCCGAUGAAGGCUGGGACAACCAGGACUGGUAG
Molecule: messenger RNA, 1296 nt
Organism: Chrysochloris asiatica (Cape golden mole)
Lineage: Eukaryota; Metazoa; Chordata; Mammalia; Afrosoricida; Chrysochloridae
Gene: ARFGAP1
Product: ADP-ribosylation factor GTPase activating protein 1
Exons: 13
Coding region: 1-1296 (431 amino acids)
Biological process (GO): regulation of endocytosis; regulation of ARF protein signal transduction
Cellular component (GO): Golgi membrane
Molecular function (GO): GTPase activator activity
Source: RefSeq, a predicted model, not a curated record